Filobasidium floriforme is the source of this 3754-nucleotide messenger RNA. RefSeq lists its product as uncharacterized. The record is from RefSeq and is a predicted model, not a curated record. Bases 167 to 3421 code for a protein of 1084 amino acids. NCBI's taxonomy places the organism in Eukaryota, Fungi, Basidiomycota, Tremellomycetes, Filobasidiales, Filobasidiaceae. The transcript has 12 exons.
AUCACUUGCCUGUCGACCAUCGCCACACAAGCAUGUCGAAGGAGACUGGAGGAGUUUUGCUGUUAUAACUUCCAACCUCGCACCGAUCAGCUGUUGAUCGACCGCCCCGGCGAACGAAUGCGAGUAAGAUCAUUCCCGCGCUGAAUCACCCUCGGGAAUCUCCGUCAUGUGGAUCGUCCGGGUCGAUACAGCUGCUCAGGCUGCCAAGAAGGGGUCUCAAGCGAAACCUGCCAGGACCAAGUUCGUCCCGCUACCUGUCAAUAAAACGCUCAAGCUCGGCAGGGGAGUGGAAAAUGACGUCGUCGUGGAUCAUCAAUCCGUAUCCAAAACAGCAGGGAGAAUCAGAUUAGGUAGCUGGGAGGACAAAAUCAGCAAGCAGGGCAAAGUGACCGAAGUACCCAUCGAAUAUUGGAACGAUACCCAAAUCGCCGGUUCCAAGUUGGCCUUGGAACAAGUCCAGAAAGACGAAUCGAAACAAAAGCCCGUGACGGUGCUCCAUCCGCACGAAGGUACCCCGAGAGGCGCCGAAGGAAGGAUAUCUACCGAGGCCGUAGAUGCGGAUUAUCAGGAGUUGAACGAGUGGGGGAAGAUCGAGAUCGAAGAUGGGACUGUUGUUCAUCUUACCAAGAGCGCAAAGAUGGUGUUUACAUGGCGAUCAUACGUUUUCGCGGAUACCGAUCAGACGGCUGCCAAGAUCGAGCUAGCUCAAAGGUUGCGAGGAUGGGGUAUCUCUCACCAGAAAAAGAUAAUCCCAGGCUUGACUACCCAUGUGGCAGUACCAGAGAUCAGCGUAGCAAACGACCUCUGCCUCGAAGCGGUCUCUUCCGCGAUCUACAUUGUCCGUUCGGACUUCCUGAACCAGCUCCUCACAGCUUUAGAGUCCGUCUCGCCUCAAGACGGUGUGCUCCUACCCUUGGAGUCAGCUUGCUUGCCUGCAGUCUCCAUCAAAGACGGGCAAGGUAAUAAGAUCACGGAUGCCAGAUCGGAUCCUAGCUGGUGGGAGCCAAACCCAGAAAGACGGAAGAUAUGGGACGGGACGACCGUGCUCGUCCUAGGCGGAGCGAAAAAGUCGCAAGAGGACGUGUUUCUCAAGAACGGAGGCGCUCCGGUACAAUUUCUGGAUGUGACGACCCGUCCGCCUCGGAAUGCAGAGGAUUUCAAAAAGAAGAUCAAACCGUUAUUGACAGCAGCUACCGCGCUGCAUGAAGAGAUCAAGCAGGCGUUGCUUGGAUCUGAUGGGUUGAAAGACGGCUCGGAGUGGCCACGUCCGCCCAUGGUCAUGCUGUACAGAGAUGGAGUUCUGCAGGCGAUUCAAGACAAGUGGGAAGGAGACGAAGAGUUGAUGGAAGUCUUUAUCGAGGCGCCGAAAUCGAUGGGAAUUCCAGUGGAGUUUUCGCAGAAUUGGUGGAUGGGCUUGACGAAACCCGACUGUAUGACGAUAUUUGAGGAGACCGAAGAUGUCUCUAGCCAGAUGACCAGCCGAUUGCCGGCGACACAAAAGUCUACCCAACCAGCUUCACGUUCACGGAUGCUAGAAAGGGCCGAUACCGAGAUCCCUUCCACUCACCCGGAUGAGGAUGCCAGCCUCCACGUCUCGCAGGAGAGCACAGAACCUGCACCUCCUGCCGGUCGAGUUCUUUUGAAACGUCGUGCUGGAGGAAAGAACAAGUUUUCGAUGUUUGACGAUUCGGACAGUGAUGAAGAAGCUCCACCUGCGAAGAGAACGAGGACGCAAGCACAAACUGCUUCAGCUCUACCUAGUCAGGUACCGAAUACAGGCACGUCAACUAGCGAACCUAUGGAGGUUGAUAGGGGAAUCGCAACAAGCUCGCUGCAAUCAAGAAACGGCUUGAAAAGGAGGGCGGGAACUCUGUCGAAGAACAGCUUUUUCGACUUUGACGAUUCUCGUAACGAGGAUGACGAACCAGAAACGAGCACAAAUGACCCUCUCGCCAAAUUCCGUCAACUCUAUGACAGCAACAAGAACAAAAGCGGUGUUCCGGAUUCGAUGCCGCCGGAUGGGAUGGAUUACGAAGAGCUGUACACACAGGCUAAAAGUCAGGCUAGAGCGACGGCCGCUUCGCAAAUGGAGGUCGAUAGCAGUAAUAAUGAAGAUGAUGACGACGGCUUCCUGGCACAUCUGAAACGAAAGACGUUGGCGGAAAAGAAGAAAAAGUCGAGGACUGUAGUGGAGGAUAUUCCUGAGGAAGACGAGGAGGAAGAAGCCGAACAACCCGAUCUCAGAGGCGGUCCAUCGAGAUCUACCGGAACGGUACCGCAGCCGCCCGCUCAAGAAGAGUUCCGCCCGACGCAAAAGACUCUUCCGACCUUGCCGGAAAACGUCUCCAAGGAUGAGAACUUUCUUAAAGCCGCCAACAAGGUCAAACGAGGCAGCAACAAGGUCGACGAGUUUGAUAUGGAAUUCAACGCGCUCAAGAUCUCGAAACCGACCAAGGCGAACAUCAUACAACCGACGACCGCAAGCAAGGUCAGGCAGACGGACGAGGAGCUUUACAGGCUACUAGAAGAUAUGGAUACAUCGACGACGGGAAAUUUCAUUGUCAUCGAGCGGGUCAAUCUGUACCGCAAAGACAAGGAGGCUGCAGCGGCGGAGAGGGCGGCGGCGGCAGAUCCAGCUUGGGCAGGCAAGAAGAAUUUCAAAAAGUUCAGAAAGCAACCCUUGGCCGUCAAAAAGGAUCCCAUACCGAUGACGCUAAAAUCGACCGUUGAUUAUGGGUUGGGCAAGGCAUACUGGGCGAACGAAGGAGUAGCAGCACCAACGGCCGAACCACCCACACAAAGCCAGAUGCCUUCCGCAACGCAAUCUCAAGCGAGGACAGCUGCAUCUACCUCUCAAUCGACUCAACCCAUGGCCAAGGGAAAGAGAAAGCUAUUGGCUGCCGAUUCGGACGAUGAUGACAUCCCGGUCAGACCGGUGCGACGAACGGGAAGGACGCAGAUGUCGGCGACUCCAGAACCGACUCCUGCUGCUACUGCUACUCGCACGCGAAGAGGUCGAACGACGACGCCUUCCGAAGCCGAAGACGCGCCGGCGCCCAAACCGACGAGAGGUCGGAAAAAGGCGGUAGCUGCGAUUCCUUCGAUCUUUGAAGACGACGAGGAAGAACCCGAGGUUCAGGCCUUCACCCCGGUCGAGACGACGACGGUGACGGGCGGUACUCGGAGGGGAACGCGGGCGGGUACGUCGAGGUCCGCAUCGAUAUUGGGCGAAUCGACACAAGCCGAGGAUUAUCUGCCUCAACGAGGUUCGAGUACGGUCACUCCGGCUACGGGAGCGGCGAGCGGUACAGGCACAGUUGCAGCAUCGGGGACGGGGCGUGCGAAUAGGAAGCGGUUGAUGUUGAUUUCGGACGACGAUGAUGAUCAGCCUAUUAUGGCAAAGAAACUGAAGAAACAUUGAGGCCCGAGCAGGGCCCUUGUUCGUUCAAUCAUUGGACACAAAAUGUAUCCCCGCUUCGUCUGAGAGUCCCGUGAUCUCUCGACAACCUCCGGGUGGAAUGUCAUAUGCCAAGAGCUUCCUUGCUGCUGUAUCCUUCCGUCCCCUGCUCUGCUCUACCGCCCUCGGUCUUCGUUGCGCCAAGAUGGACAAGCGGAGAUCAGCCAUGCCGUGAUUUAAGGUUUACGUUACGUGAUUUCCCCAUUAAUCAUCAUCAUCAUCCCUCCAUCGCUCGCCCCUGGCCGGUACGCAUCAUCGCUCGCGAGGGAGGGAGGGCGAUCGAAAGGGAAGCGACGA